This is a messenger RNA of Dictyostelium discoideum AX4, 537 nucleotides long. RefSeq lists its product as hypothetical. The transcript is spliced from 3 exons. The coding region runs from base 1 to 537 and encodes 178 amino acids. The record is from RefSeq and is a predicted model, not a curated record. NCBI's taxonomy places the organism in Eukaryota, Evosea, Eumycetozoa, Dictyosteliales, Dictyosteliaceae.
AUGUUAAAAAAAAGAAGUAGAGAAUAUUAUGAAGAAUUACCAGAAGAAGAAAUGGUUGAACAACCAUUAAAUAAUGUAAAUAAACCAACAACAACAACAAUUCAAAAUAUAAGUAAUACCAGUAGAGUUAUAAAAAAUAUUAAGCCUGAUACUGAAUUUAUAAAUGAUAAAACUUUAAAUAUUUUAAUGAAUGGCUCAAAAACAAAUAAUAAUAAUAAUAAUAAUAAAAAUAAUAAUAAUAAUAAAGUUACAGAAGAUGUUGAAUUUACAAAUUUAAAUCCAAAUAUACCAUCAGAUUAUUUUUCAUGUCAAAAUUCAACAAAAGGAUCGUGUAGAAAUUGUAAUACUGAACAAAAACUUAGAGAAUGUCCAUCUUGUUAUGGUAGACUUUGUUGUCAAUGUGCACAUUAUUGUGAAACUUGUACAGAAGUUAUUUGUUCUUUUUGUUGUGUAACUGAUGAUAAUCAUUGUGAUUGCAAUGAAUGCAGUUAUAGCCAUUCUCAUGAAGUAGAUUAUUGUAUUGACUGUAAUAGAUAA